Messenger RNA from Suillus subalutaceus, 385 nucleotides. RefSeq lists its product as uncharacterized. The transcript is spliced from 3 exons. NCBI's taxonomy places the organism in Eukaryota, Fungi, Basidiomycota, Agaricomycetes, Boletales, Suillaceae. Bases 57 to 290 code for a protein of 77 amino acids. The record is from RefSeq and is a predicted model, not a curated record.
CUUUGGCAUCCGCAUAAUCCAACUCGAAGUCUUUGGAGCUGAUUACGCCUAGGAUCAUGCUAUGUCAGAUCGGCAUUUUAUUUCCUGUAUUCUACUUACAACUGGACUCUAUCAAACAUGGGAUCGACGUCCAUUUCUCGUUCUACUCCCUUGCGAUCUUGAACGCUGCCUGUGUCGUCGGACGUUGCACAGCAGGAAUAAUUCCAGCAUAUACGGGGUUGUUGAACUUGAUGAUCGCAUCCACUGCCGGCAUGCAGCGUCAUCAUCAUAUCCAUGAUAGCUCUGAGUAAUAUAUCAAGUGUGGUUGUGAUAGGCGUUGGAUAUGGCUACUUUUCUGGAGUUUAUAUCGCGGUGGUGGUCCCACUGGUGACUAUGUUGACGCCCG